AUGGACUCGACAAUCCCCGAUAAGGCAAUCACGACUCCCUCGAAGAGCUCUGCACGCCGCGCCCUUGGAGAACUUACCCCAAACAAGAGAAUCUCGCCGCAGAAGCCCAGCAUCACGACCGACAAGACUCGCAACUUGAGCCCGCUUAAACAGGCACCUUCGCUGUCUCUCGCCCAGGACGAAAAUGCGCACAGCAUUCCGAAGCUCCCGGACCAAAUGACUGGCAGGAAGAGAUCUAUAGACGAGGUCGACAGCGCCUAUGCGCGCCAGGACGCGACUGAGGCGCCUUUCAAGCGUCUGGAUGCACGCGCCGUGAUGCAUGCGCAAGCCCGAGCGCCUAUGACCAGCAUUCAAGCAUCUGCGCAACUUGCCAGCCAAAUCAUGGAUCUCGCGCGCGGCGACCUUACGCCCACCGACGAAGAUAGCCUGGAUCCUGCCCCUCGAGGAACACAAGAGACGACUGGAACAAGGGCGUCUUUUUCGUCUCUCAUCGACUACAACCCGCACGGCUCGUCUCAGCAGACCUCAUCCUCACCGCCUUUGCGAGCAACCAAGCCCUCGGCCCCAACUGUACGCGCAGACUCGGUCGAGGUUGCGCAUCAUGACAUUCGCCAUACCGGACCCAUAACACAGCGAGCCGAAGCCCUCCGCCUCCGCCUACGCGUCGCCCUCUACAAAGUCAGGACCGACCAGACCUUUGUACCACUGUCAUGCCUGGAGAUACCCGAGAAGUACCGCCGGAAGUCCUCCGAGGAGGGUGACGCUCCAACCCCAACCGCAAAUCUAUCCGUCACGUCGGCUCAGGAGGGCGAGCAAGCCGCCGCUGCACCUGCCAUUACGGUUACGGGAGAAAGCGUGUCGUCAGACGGAAAGGAAGGCGUUCCCAAGCUCCUUCCGGCACCCGUCCUGAUGCCCACCGCCUACUCGACGCGCUUCAUCACUGAGCCGCAGACGACGAUGCCCUCCUCGCCACCACAUCCGGCCAGCGUCCCCAGUGGGGAUCGCGGCAGCAGCACUCCCCGGGCGCGUGGCAGCAGCGGCCUCCGGGAAUUCGUGACUCCGGUCGCGAACAGGCACGCGGCCGUCCAGCUCAGCAGCCCUCCUUACAGCGAGGACCACGGCCGGCAUCGGGCCCACGACUCAGACAGCCUGACGAGCAGCGUCGUCAAGGACCGAGCUGCGGAUGCCCUGUUGAAGUUGACGCGAUCUGUGUGA
Lasiodiplodia theobromae is the source of this 1215-nucleotide messenger RNA. RefSeq names its product Guanyl-nucleotide exchange factor. Lineage: Eukaryota; Fungi; Ascomycota; Dothideomycetes; Botryosphaeriales; Botryosphaeriaceae. The transcript has 2 exons. The coding region runs from base 1 to 1215 and encodes 404 amino acids. The record is from RefSeq and is a predicted model, not a curated record.